This is a messenger RNA of Haplochromis burtoni (Burton's mouthbrooder), 1087 nucleotides long. RefSeq lists its product as uncharacterized. Gene Ontology annotation, biological process: regulation of DNA-templated transcription. Gene Ontology annotation, cellular component: nucleus; cytoplasm. The transcript has 3 exons. The coding region runs from base 91 to 1059 and encodes 322 amino acids. The record is from RefSeq and is a predicted model, not a curated record. Lineage: Eukaryota; Metazoa; Chordata; Actinopteri; Cichliformes; Cichlidae.
UACCCCGACUUCUUUUAACGCCGCAUAAACAAGUUAAGUUUGAGUAGUUAGAUGCUACCCUUACCUCUCGAGCAACACAGCUGAACCACCAUGAACAGCGAGGAGCAUGUAUCGACACCCAGGAAGACGGUCCUGCCCCCUCUGUCCAACAGGACCCUGUACCACCCCUCCUUCCUUCCGCUGUACAGGGCCGCAGGCCUCCCACGCCACAGUCAAGAAAACGCUCAAACAGGUGAGUCACUUUUACCUAAACCGGCUCAAGGGGAGCUUCAUCCAGCUGCUCAACCUCUGAGAGGACUCCCUGAUUUCUCCCCAGCUCACCCCACCACGCCUGCAGAGUUCUUCUACACUGACCCCACCAUGUGCUGUGGCAGGAGGAUCCCUAAUAGACUCAGUGGGUUAAAGGUAUUUGAUUGCUUGCAGCUCAACACGCCACGACCCAUCAUGUCCGCCUGCCUGGCCCCACCAAACCGCCCAGACCCAUUUAGAUCAGGACCACACCCCACUAGAGAUCUGGGUAGCCCCACUUGGAGAACACAAACCAUUCACCCUCAGGUGCAGCCAAGGCAGGUUGUCCUCCAGCUUACACAGGAAGAGGACCAGGCCGUUACUAACCUGCUGAAACUGCACUACCAAAUGGACCAUGACUCAAACGUCAGUCAUCCUUGUGCUAAGGAUGGUGAGGAGGGGUACAAACCUGCUCGUGGUGCACUGAUAGAGGGAACGGUUUGGUCAGAUGCAGAGCUUGAAGUCGCCGACACUCUCUCGAGUCAAUUAAAAAUAAAUUAUGUUGACUUGUUGAAGGCCCAAACCCGAAAUGAAACAGCAAACACUCCUCCCGGUCCUCUGCUAUGCCCAAGCCCUCAAACACACCAGGAAGCUGAAGCUCCACUUGCAUUAGGAAGUAGCGCCGUUCCCCUGAAGACAUCCCCAGUGAUCAAGAGCAAAGUGAGUGUCUUUGAAGGGUUUAUGGAAGCAAAGGAACAGAGGCUCUCAGAUUUGGAGGGCGAUGCCGUGGACGUGCUCCUGAGCCUUAUGGAUGUUAAUAUCACACAGUGACUGUGCUCAAUAUUUCUGUUCUCGGCUC